AUUCUUAUUAGUUCUCUUUAUUUAUAUGAUAUAUCCUGAUUUUAGGUUUUUGUUAGUUUGGUUACGUAAUCGGGGGUUAAUACACAAUUGGAGUUGGAGCAAGGAAAGGAACCAAAAUCCGAUCGUAAUCGCCUAACUAUAUUCCUUCUUGGCAUUUGGAUUGCGAAGAAUGGUACUCUCUCAGAAGCUUCACGAAGCAUUCAAGGGCACGGUGGAGAGAAUCACCAAUCCUCGCACCGUCUCUGCGUUCAAAGAGAAAGGCGUCCUCAGCGUCAGCGAGUUCAUCAUCGCCGGCGAUAACCUCGUUUCUAAAUGCGCCACCUGGUCUUGGGAAUCAGGUGAGCCUAGCAAGAGAAAGUCAUAUUUACCUGCCGACAAGCAAUACUUGAUCACUCGAAAUGUUCCUUGUCUGAGGAGAGCAGCAUCAGUAGAGGAAGAAUACGAAGCUGCUGGAGGAGAAGUUCUUCUUGAUAAUGAGGAUAAUGACGGUUGGCUGGCAACACACGGGAAACCGAGAGAAAACAAAAAGGAGGAGGAUGACGACUUACCCUCAAUAGAGACAUUAGAAAUAAGUAAGAAGAAUGCCAUCCAAUCAAUUCCUUCAUACUUUGGGGGUGAUGAGGAGGAAGACAUACCGGACAUGGGAGACUUUGAGGAUGCUGACAAUCUUAUUGAAUCAGAUCCCGGUACACUUCAAAAUACAUAUCUUGUGGCUAAUGAACCUGAGGACGAUAAUAUUUUAAGAACUCGGACAUAUGAUGUCAGCAUCACGUAUGACAAGUACUAUCAGACUCCUCGUGUUUGGCUUACUGGAUAUGAUGAGUCAAGGAUGCUACUACAGCCGGAGCUUGUACUUGAAGAUGUCAGCCAAGACCAUGCUCGCAAGACGGUGACCAUUGAAGAUCAUCCCCAUUUACCUGGGAAACAUGCUUCCAUACAUCCAUGUCGACAUGGAGCUGUUAUGAAGAAAAUUAUCGAUGUUCUGAUGUCAAGAGGAGUUGAACCUGAAGUUGACAAGUACCUCUUCUUAUUCUUGAAAUUUAUGGCCUCCGUGAUUCCAACAAUCGAGUAUGAUUACACCAUGGACUUUGAUCUUGGCAGCUCUAGCUCCUAAUUCAGAAGUAAUUCAUAGAAGCGGUGGCAGGGGAGUUUGCUAUUUCAGAUCAGGUCGAUGUUGCAUAUAGCAAAGCUUGUGAUUGUGUGGCAUUCAUCCGUUUAUCUAAUUGUUGUAAAAAGCAUUCUUAAGUUUUUUAUUAGAUGGAACAAGGAAAUGGUUUGAACAAAGAAUUCUUAAUUAAUGUGACUUUUGGUGUGUAAAUUGCAAUGAUCAGUUUGAUGUUUACUAGCUCUGUCCGCUCC
Messenger RNA from Ipomoea nil (Japanese morning glory), 1359 nucleotides. Its product is annotated as autophagy-related protein 3. Gene Ontology annotation, cellular component: cytoplasmic ubiquitin ligase complex; cytosol. Bases 170 to 1114 code for a protein of 314 amino acids. Gene Ontology annotation, biological process: autophagy of mitochondrion; nucleophagy; autophagosome assembly. The transcript is spliced from 10 exons. The record is from RefSeq and is a predicted model, not a curated record. NCBI's taxonomy places the organism in Eukaryota, Viridiplantae, Streptophyta, Magnoliopsida, Solanales, Convolvulaceae. Gene Ontology annotation, molecular function: Atg8-family ligase activity.